CCUGGAAAAUAUGCCGCUGAUUUACCGCAUAAAACGGAUUUUAACAUUAAUAAAUUGACACAGAAACAAAUUGGUGACCUAAUUAAUGAAUAUGCUUAUGCUGCAAGCUAUGCUCAGAAAUGUGGUUUCAAUGGUGUGGAGAUUUCAUGCACUUAUUUUUUUGCUCUUGGUCAACUGAUUACAAGCAGUGAUAAUACCCGUAACGAUGAAUUCGGUGGCAAUUUAGAUAAUCGUGCCAAAAUUUUAUUCAAAAUUAUUCAAGCUAUACGAAUGAAAAUCUCUAAACCAAGCCGUUUCGUAAUUGGCCUCAAAUUAUUCUGCGGCAAUUUUGAGCCUGAUUAUAACGAUGAUGAAUUUGGUGAAUUUAUUCAUAACGUUGAGAAAACAGGUUUUGAUUAUAUAGCUAUAACGGGUGGACAGUAUGAUUUGAUCAAAGAUCUAAAACGUGGGGAUGAUCCGAAGAAGUGUGAAUAUUUCUAUCAAAAAUUUGUACUUACAAUGAGAAAACAUUUGACACGAACAAAAUUGUUUAUGAAUGGUGGAUUUGUAACGCUUACGGAAAUAAUUGCUGCAAUCCGUAACGGUUGGGCAGCUGGUGUUUCACUUGCAAGACCUGUAGCUGCUGAACCAGACCUGCCAAAAAAAUUAUUUGCUGGAGAGGUGAAAAGCGCAACGAAAUCAUUAUUUGAACCAAUGGAUUAUUCCGUCGAGAUAAAGUUUGCCGGAUCACAGCUUUGGCAGCAUGGUUAUUCAUUGACUGUAAUGGAUGCAUCAAAUCCUGAUCAUAUCGAACUAUUCAAGAAAGAUUUACAUUUGCAUGAAAAGCAAAAAUUACUUGCUUCGAAUGAUAAUGAAACAGUGAUUGGUUAUCCAAAAACAAUUCUGCAUCCAGAAUUGCUGGAUGAGGAUAUGCUUAAACGAAUUCAACAAUCAAAAGUGAUCGAUUCUACUGUAGCUGCAACAUUAGACGAACAACCAGUAAAAAUUGGAGUAACCACAAAGAUGGAUGAUGAUAUGGAGAGUAUGCUAAUAGAGGAUGAAACACAUCAUAUGAUGAAAAAACAAUUGGAUUAUGGUGCACCGGGUGAUUUGCAGGAAAAUACUGUUGAAGAUUCGAUUCAUAAAGUGGUGAAACGACAUGAAAAUUUAGCUGAUGUUGGUGUGGAUAUAAUUGAGGAAACCAUUGAAAAAGUGAUUGUAACCCAAUCAGAUUUCACGGAACCAACACAACUAAAGCCAACUGAAUCAGAAAAGCAAGAAGUACAAGCUGAUGAUGUCAUCAAAUAUGAUGAUGGAAUUUUGAAUGCAGCUGCGGAAACAGUGGAUGCUAGCUUUAGUGAUGUGAAAACUGUACUGGAAGCUACAUUUAAAGAAGAUCUUAAAAUUGUAGAUGAAGUGGUUAAAGAUAUCAGCGAAGGAUUACGUAAGGAAGAUGAAGAAAUCAGCACUGAAGCGGCAACUGAUAAGGACGAACAACACGAGAAGACUUUGUCUCCUACUCAACAAUCAGAAAUUAAGGGAACAACAGAAGUGAUCUCAGGAUUAUCAGAUGAUGAUAAACCGAUUAUUUCUGGAAUCGUUGAGGAAGUUCGAAAUGCUAAUGAUGAUACAAUGAAACCGAUGGAGGAACAGACUGCGGAACAGGAAAAAAUAGAAAAUACAAUUACUGAAAAUGAGAAACAUCCAAUGAUUGACAGGGAGCCUCCAGUUGGAGAUGAGAAUUAUGCCAUUGAUGAAAAUGUUGUGGAAGAGGUAAUGCGUAAGGAAAUAUAUGAUGGUGUUUCAGCGGAAAUGACGACAUCAUUUAUGGACGAUCCGAUGGCGCAUCAAACUGAAUUGACACCUGGAAAAGGUGAUGAACAGUUUACGGACGCUUCGGGAUUUCAGGACACCGAAGGACAUCAUGAAUUAACAGAAAGUACCGAUAAGGAGCAACAGGAUCAUUCUAAAGACGACACAGUAGGUUAUGCUCCUGAAGGUGUAACGGAAGCUUAUAUUCCAAAAGAAACAACUGAAGAUCAUAUUCCAGAAGGUAUGGAAGAGCAAUUUUUGGAAAAAACUGAUGGAACUGAUACAACGGAAGAUUUAACUGAUAAGCAUUUCCACGAAGAUAUAGGUAGUGAUGUAAAAAGUGGUUCACAAUCAGAAGCAACAAUAUCAAAAGAUAUGACAGCUGAUGAUCAUGAUCAUGUCCAGGAAUAUCCCAUAGUUAAGGAUCAACAUCCGGAAGGCUUACAAGAAGGGGAAGUUGAUCAGGCAGGACUGAAUGAACUAUCAGGUGAAGCAAACCAUUACAACGUAUCAUCAGCAACAUAUUCAACAUUAUUUGGUUCAACGUUAAUGGGCGAAAAUGAGGAGCGUGUUGUAUAUGACGAAUACAACAUUAAACGUUCUGUUCCUGGGCAAUCACCCGAGGAAACUUAUCGCGGUGAAAUUUAUGGAAUUUCCAGUGGUGAAUCAAAGGAUAUGGAAAGUGGUGAACAUAUAUCGAGUGAAAAAGUUGACUUAAAUCAGGUAGAGCCAGAAUUUGAUGCUGACAAAUCUGCAAUGGAUCAUAGUACAGCGACUCAUAGAUUCGGAUUAACUGGCUUUAUUUCAUCAGCUCUACCAGAUUCUGUACAAAAUUUGAUCUCAUCUACGAGAAGUAAAUUUGAUGAGAUGCUCAGUGAAGGAGACGGAAAACAUCAACCGGAUUUGCAAUUCACGAUGAAAACAGAAGAAAUGAUGGGAGAUGAUGGGCGUAAAUAUGAAGUUCAUACUGAGAGCUACACUGUUUCUAAUGCAGAUCAUAGGUUAUCAUCGGAUUUCGGAGAUACCAAAGCAUUUUUAACUGGUGAUUCAGAUAAAUUCAAGGUGGAUGAUGAUAAUUUAACUGGUGGAUCCACUGAUACUCAUCAUUCUGUCGAAACUACUAUCACAACAAUGACGAGCCUGGAUGACAAGGAGCCCAAAAAACAUCGAGAUGGACUGUUUGGAGACAAAAAAAGUACCGAUGAGCUUGAUUUUGAAUUCAUCCAUUAA
Messenger RNA from Loa loa (African eye worm), 3021 nucleotides. RefSeq lists its product as hypothetical. NCBI's taxonomy places the organism in Eukaryota, Metazoa, Nematoda, Chromadorea, Rhabditida, Onchocercidae. The transcript is spliced from 7 exons. Gene Ontology annotation, molecular function: oxidoreductase activity; FMN binding. The record is from RefSeq and is a predicted model, not a curated record. The annotation marks the transcript as partial.